Messenger RNA from Epinephelus moara (kelp grouper), 3955 nucleotides. RefSeq names its product chromobox homolog 2 (Drosophila Pc class) (gene cbx2). Gene Ontology annotation, biological process: negative regulation of transcription by RNA polymerase II. Bases 29 to 1636 code for a protein of 535 amino acids. NCBI's taxonomy places the organism in Eukaryota, Metazoa, Chordata, Actinopteri, Perciformes, Serranidae. The record is from RefSeq and is a predicted model, not a curated record. The transcript has 5 exons. Gene Ontology annotation, cellular component: heterochromatin; PRC1 complex.
AGGGCUCUUACUCGGGGUGAAGGCAGACAUGGAGGAGCUGAGCGCCGUGGGAGAGCAGGUUUUUGAUGCGGAAUGCAUUUUAAACAAACGCCUGAGAAAGGGAAAGUUGGAGUUUCUGGUGAAGUGGAGGGGAUGGUCAUCCAAACACAACAGCUGGGAGCCCCAAGAAAACAUCCUGGACCCAAGACUGUUGGCUGCAUUCAACAAGAAAGAGCAAGAGAAAGAACUUCUGAUGCGUAAGAAAGGGAAAAGGCCAAGAGGGCGACCACGGAAAAUUCUAGAAAAUGUGCCUGAAGCUCCAAAGUCCAGCAGCUCUUCAUCUGGCUCAUCAUCAUCAUCUUCUGAUUCCUCCUCCUCGUGCUCCUCCUCUUCAUCCUCGUCAGACGACGACGAUGACGACGACGGCCACGCUAAAAAUGCAAACCCGGGUGUCAGAACACGAGACCUUCAUCCUGUCCCUCAGAAGAAGGCACAGAUUGUCGUUGCAAAACAGGAGCCCCCAAAGAAGCGAAGCAGGAAACCUACGUCUCCUGACGCGAAGGAAUUUCAACAGAACAAGGGCCCUCGCAAAAUCCUGAAGGCGUCCAAAGAUACUGAUCUCCCGGGAGCGAUCAAGAAGCCGGUUCACCCAGCGAGCUUCACCUUCAUGGGUUUUCAUCGGGGCUCGGGUAGGGAUGCAGUAGCUGGUCAGAACAGGAGCUCUCUGACCCAGGGUGGGGCUGUUAAAAACUCCAUGAGCUCCAUGGGAUCUGGCAGGUCAGUCCAACCUGCCUCCCUCUCCCUGAACAAAUCCAGCCAGAGCAGGAAUGUCACUGAGGGUAAACUGUCCAUCUCCAGUAUGAGCAGUGGGACAAGUCUGGAUUUGAAAGCAGCUGCUAGUAAAUCAAAAGGGGUAGCAGCGUUGAAUUUGAAUACAUCCAAACACCUCAUUCAAGGAACCACUCAGCAUACACUAAGCUCCCCCAAUGGACAAAAGAAACCCCAGGCCCCUGUGUCAACACUGCAGCGAAUACCCAAUACUAAGGCAGUGGCUUCCUUACCAUCUAAAAAUGCCUCCUCCAAUCAAGGUUCUGCCCCUCAGCCGCUCAACCUUCAGAACAAACUGGUGCAAAGCAAUGAUGGUCCUGGAAAUGGCACCACUCCAGCAUCAGGCCUGAGAAACGCAACAAACCCAGCAAGGAAAACUACUGUCUCACAAAAUCAGGAGUAUAAUCCUCCCAAGAGUCCAGCGACCCCUGGGAGACUUCAGGCCCGCAAGAGCCAGCCUGGAGCAGAUAAGGUCAAGGAGGCGACUGAAAUCCAGACCCCCAGAGUCCAGGGCAGGCUGGAGAAGGGCUGUGUGCAAAAAUCCUCCACAGAGGUCCAAAGCCAGCAAGAGAGAUCGGCCUCCAAAGAUGGCAAGAAAGCCAAAAUGAAUGACAUGAGUACAGGUGAGGAGGAGAGCAGCUCAGACUCUGACCAGGAUUCUUCCUACGCUGGACAAGAUGGCUCGGUAGCGGUCCAGAACCAGGACUGGAAGCCCACGCGCAGUCUGAUCGAACACGUGUUUGUAACAGAUGUCACUGCUAAUCUUGUUACUGUCACAGUCAAAGAGUCACCAACCAGUGUGGGCUUCUUCAGCAUUCGCAACUACUGACAGGACUCCAGACACUGCAAACCAGAUGGGCUUUGAAGCAAGCAGUGGUUUCGAGUUCUGAAGGAUUUGGAUAAACCUUUGGCUGAAAAAUUCCUGAGGAAUGCGUCAGGGAUCAGAGGUUAACUUGCGCUUCGUCUUCUUUUAGUAAGAGACCAGUUUUAGGUUAAAAAAGAUCUGAACGUCAGUUAUUGAUUGUGAUUAUUUAUUUGCUCAUGUCUACAAAUUGUGCAAGAAAUGGCAGUGGAGGUCCACAGAGGUGCAAGAGGCUGCGUUUUGGUUUUGCCUGAUGAUCUGAAAGGAACAAAUCUUAUUUCACUGAGUCCAAAAUUGCAUCAUUCCCUCUCUGGAGAAAAAAUACUUUUUCAUCUUUAACUAUCAAGAUAAAACUAAUGUUCCACGUAGGUUGGUGAAUCUAUGUGAAAUGUAAUCAUUCAUACACUGAUUCAUGUUGAUCUCUUCUGUGUUUCUCUGUUGAUGAGAUCUGUUAUAACUUACAACGUUAAUAAGAGGAAAGUCUUACUGAAGAAAUGAUGAAAGGGUAGGCAUGAGCAGGUGUAGCUUUUCUUAUGGGUAGCAGACAUUUAGUUCAUAAUGUGUCAGUGUUGUGAAUCCAUAUCACUCCAUAGCUAAGGUAAACCAGUGUUUAAUUCUUAGUAUAGUAUUGUUUAUUUUUUUUAACAUUUCAUAAGUUAGCUACCUCUUUAUUUUCCACGUUUGCUGCAUAUGUAUAUUCAUCUCUCGUGGGAGAGAAAAACUUGUCCCUCCAGGGUAUACCAUUGUGUCUAUAAUUGUUUUUAUAUAGCUCUAAAUGUAUUCAACUCUCAUGCUGUAUAGACUUUUGUAAGGACCAGCGACCAGCUCCAGCAGCAGACAACAGCUUCAUUUCUGUGUCAUGAAAAACUCCCAUCAGUACAGCCUCUGAGUUCCGCCCGGUGUUGAACUGUGCGCUUCAUUAUCGCCUCAAAAAGAAGGUUCAUUCCACAGUGCAGCCAGUUUAUCAACAGAGUUUUCCAAACGGGCUGAAGCAUGUGGGGAGUCAGAUACAGUAUCUCUGUUCCUCCCCGGUGUUCAGAUAAGACUCAGCCUGAGGUUUGCUCUUCUGCCUCUGCAUCAGUUCUGUCCUUCAUUCACCAGCAGCUCUAAUCUUCUCAGACUUGUAAUUAAUAUGGACAAAAACCAGAGAAUAAGUGCUUGUGUUGACAUGGCAGGACGUUCAUGGACAGUACACCUGACGAUGCUUCUCUCUCAGUCUGUCAGAGCUUCAUAUGAGCCUUUGAAGGCAACUGCUUUGAAACCACUCUGGGAAAGGUUGGGUGUGGACAAAGCUUGGCAAUAAACUGCUCAGCAUUGUUUGUCGCUGACCACAAAACGCCAGAUGUCGUCGUGUCUGUUGCUACUGGUCUGCUAAUGUCGUGGACUGAAAUACCAGAUUUGUUUUUUUGUUUUGUUUUUUCCCUUGCAGCUGCAGACGUCUCACUUCACCUGCCUGCAUGGGUUCAGGAGCUGUAGGCCCGGCCUCCCAGAAAAAGAAAAAAAAAAGAUCUUUAUCUGAUGUAACGGAAAAGAAACCACAACAAUGUGCGCUACUUUCUGCUCCCUUGAGAGGAGUUCAGCAACAAAGCACUUCGACUGAACUCUUCUGUCUAAUCCUGCUCUGCAGACUGUGCCUUUCUUUCUCUCAAAGACUAAACACAAAGGCAUUACCCCAAAGAUAGCUAGAAUUUCAGGUUGUUCAAUAAAGGAGGACCCCUAGAGCAUAGCACGGAGACUGGACCAUUUUCAUGUCCGUGUUGUUUUGAAAUGGAAGACUUAUCACAAAUGUAUGGAACAGACACAUAUUUGAUGCCUUACUGAAACAGUAGAUCAAAGUUAUUGAAGUAGUUUCCAUUCAGAACCAACUGAAAACAAAAGGGGUGAACUCUCAUAUUACAGGUGAAAACUAUUAGUGCAGCAUUUGCUGUCUUCUUGGCAGUAUAGCUCCAGCAUAUAUUUCUUUCAAACUCAAAGAUGCAUCAGACAGUAAGUAAAGUUUAGUCUAGGUGCUAUCAGAAUGCCAUUUAUCAUGUUAGGGGGAAUGCAAGGUGUUUCUAUGAAAAUGUUUUUUAUUGUAUCAGCUUUUCUUAAUUAACGAAAAGAACAAACUUGAUAUAAACAUGUUUCCAGUUGUGGUCCUUAUUUAGAUCUACUAACCAUCUCAGUGGAAUUUUGUUCUCUUUACAAUCUAUUUAUUUCAAAUCAAGAACUUUUCAGGGUAGGACAGUGUCGUCAAUCCACGUAUUGUGCCACUUGUCAAAUUGACUAAUAAAUGGUACAACCUUA